GGCGCAACUCAUGUCCUCCUCGCGGGACCCACUUCUGACAAAACACGUCCUCGUCCCGCUCUCUACUUAUAUACCUCCUUUGUAUAUCCCCUGUUCAUUUUUUGUAUCCAUUACCACUAUAUCCUUUACUUGCACUGUAUUCAUUUGCACAAUGUCCCCGAAACACCACCAGAAACAUCAUGCCAAACGCCACCAUGAACGCCAUCAUGAACACGCUACAAUAAUCCAACAGUUUAGAGAGCAACUUGUACAGGAAGACUUGCUGCAUGAAGAGGACUCUAUCGGUAUCGAUGAUCACACACUACUUCGAUUCCUUCGUGCCCGCCAUUUCAAUUUGAAACAGUCCAAGCUUAUGUGGAAGAACUGCCAGGAUUGGCGCAGCAACGUAGAAGGCGUUGGUAUUGACGAGCUUUACCGACGAAUCGAUCCGUGGGAUUAUCCUGAACGAGAGCAUGUCUUUAAUUGCUGGCCAUUAUGGUUCCAUAAGACUGACAAGAAAGGUCGACCCUUGAACAUCCAUUUCUUUGGUGGUAUCAAUAUGCCCGAACUGUACAAACACAUUUCACCGGAACGCCACUGGCAAACCGUUCUCGUCAACUGCGAGUCUCUAACUCGUGAGGUGCUCCCUGCCACUGCACACUCGCUAGGGAAGCCAGUCGACGGCACUUUUGUCAUUGUAGAUCUCAAGGGCUUCAGCUUAAGCCAAUUUUGGCAGAUGAAGAACCUUGCAAGACAAUCCUUCCAAGUAUCUCAAGACUACUUCCCCGAAACGAUGGCCCAAUUAGCGAUCGUCAAUGCGCCUUCGUCCUUCACCACUAUCUGGUCCUUCAUUAAGCCCUGGCUCGCCAAAGAGACUCAACAGAAAGUAGACAUUCUCGGGACAGACUACCAGAAAGUGCUCCUCGAUCUUAUAGAUGCCGAAAACCUCCCCGAAUCACUUGGUGGCAAGUGUACUUGCCCUGAGGCAGGUGGCUGCGACAAGAGUAAUGCAGGCCCUUGGAACGAGGGUCGUAAAGAGAGAAGAGAGCAAUGGUUGAGAGGCGAGGGCGAACCUCAUCUAGGUGCCGACUUGUUACAAACACCAAGACAAUCACCUUCGGCGAGUCAGAGCACAGUGGUAGUAGAGGUAGAAAUGGAAAUGACGGUGGAAAUGGAGGUGGAAGUCGAAGUCGAGGCGGAGGUAUCGAACCAAAUCGACGCAGAGGAAACGAAAUCCCAAAUUACCACUAUCACUUCGACAAGUGACUCUCUAGCGGAGUCGAGCUCAUCCGAAAGCACGCCUGCACCGGCCACCCCACCGAUUGAUGAACUUCAAGACCGAUUCGAACAUACGUCUUUGCACGAGCAUAUUCAUGAUAAUUCUGAACACCACCCGCUCACUCUCACGCAGGAAGCGUCGAUUCGGGAAGUGGUUGAGAAACACCCGGAUACUAGGCAAGUACAGAAUGGCGACUUGCACAAAGAACAGGAGAUUAAGACUGUUACAUGAAUUAAUGCGCUUCUAUUAGAAAGGUUGACUGCGAUUCACAAACAUCAGAACAAUAGAGCUAUCAAUAGUAUGGAACAUAUUCCCUUUUCGUCCUCAUCGUCAGCAUCCUCACAUUCGAAACUCCCCGCCUUGAAUCUCUACUUCGUCGUCGUAUGUAUCAUCCGUUGCGUUUGUAUCAUUAUACUCUGUGCCGCAUGUGUUAUAGGUUUCCUCCCUGUUUACCCGUCUUGUCAUCCACAUCUUUUCUUAGUUGAGCAUUCCUUGUAGCUGUAAUUAUUAUGCGCAUUCUGUGGAGAGUGCUGAAGCAAGUCUUCUGACAGACACAGUCUGAAGAUAAAGAGCACAAUGGAUUAAUGACU
Somion occarium is the source of this 1848-nucleotide messenger RNA. The record is from the annotation of a GenBank genome assembly. NCBI's taxonomy places the organism in Eukaryota, Fungi, Basidiomycota, Agaricomycetes, Polyporales, Cerrenaceae.